AUGUGUCUAGACAACGAAAAAUCCAAGAAGGAGUUAAAACUCUUGGAGCUCAAAUCCGAAAAUCCGUAUGACGACAUCAGAUCCAGCAUCGCGACGAUGAUCAACAACUACGUCGACUUCCAAAACCAACCGCGCGCCAAAAACAACGAUUGGAUCCAUAAAGACGUCGUCCGAAGCCGAAAAUUUCUCCGAGAACACAACGAACUGAUCAUCACAAAGGCCGACAAGGGGAAUAAAACCGUCGUGAUGCUAGCUACUGAGUACGCAGAAAAAAUGACAGCUAUGGUAAGUGACACAACAACGUACACUCCCCUAGCCACAGAUCCAACAGAAAAGAUUCUCAAACGUAUCAACACUAUGUUGGAUUCGUGGCACGAGAAUAAAUACAUUACCACUUACACCAAAAACAAACUAAAAUUGUUCAACUGCCCUCCGCCGAGAAUUUACGGUCUUCCUAAAAUUCAUAAGGAAGAUCGUCCGCUCCGACCAGUAGUGUCAACAGUAGGGUCAGCUACGUACCGUAUGGCUCAAUUUCUAGCCAACGUGCUACAAAACGUCGUUGGCAAAAACGAACGUCAUGUACGCAGUAGCUUCGAUUUUUCGUCGGAAAUCACGAAUGUUCAGGUACCCGAAGGUUGUAUUAUCUACUCACUGGACGUCGUGUCGCUUUACACGAACGUACCAGUACAGAAUGUGUUCGAAAUAAUAGAGCAAAAGUGGCGGGAAAUCAGCGCAUACACGCCGAUACCUUGGGCUGAAUUCAAACGUGCGCUAACCACAAUCCUCGGGGCGUCGUUUUUUCAGUACGGCGGUAGAAUCUUUGAGCAGACUUUUGGCACACCGAUGGGCUCCCCUUUAUCCCCUGUAGUAGCGUCUCUCUUAAUGGAACAACUCGAAGAAAAAGCUAUCCAAAACCUACGAGAUAAAGGCAUCACCCUCGUGAUGUACAAACGUUUCGCAUAUUAUCGGAAAGUGCAGGUUGUACGCAACGGAACGGCAGAGCAGCGGAAUCGGUUACGACUCAUCGGCAGCUUUAAAAAUUAUAAACGAGAACAAACUAUUGGUAUUCCUGAAAAGUACAAAAUUGCUGGAUAA
Uranotaenia lowii is the source of this 1095-nucleotide messenger RNA. Its product is annotated as putative nicotine oxidoreductase. The record is from RefSeq and is a predicted model, not a curated record. The transcript has 3 exons. The coding region runs from base 1 to 1095 and encodes 364 amino acids. NCBI's taxonomy places the organism in Eukaryota, Metazoa, Arthropoda, Insecta, Diptera, Culicidae.